UCGGUCUCUUAACGUUUCCACGCAUUGAGCACCACGCGUUAGUGUGUGUGUGUGUGUGUGCGUGUGCGUGUGCGUGUGUGUGUGCGUGCGCAUCUGGAGCGUGGAGUUUUGUAACACGGUUGUUAAUCCAGUCCGCGGUAGCUCCGUGCUUUCUGUGGGCGGUUACAUACGGUUGUGCGUGAUUCACAAACCUUAUUUGUUCCUACUACUUUGAGCGCCAUCUUGUUUGUAACUCUUCUACGUAAGUGGUAGAGUUCCUACCGAGGGGGUAUCCGAUUACCCAGUUUUUCCCUCCAGCGUUCGUCUGUUCCCUCUCCCUGUAGUGCAUUCGCUUCGUCGCCUUUUAACGCAAUAGAAGAAGCCGCAGAGUGUUUGUAACUGGACAGAAAUGAGCAUCGAAACGCUUUUGGAAGCGGCCAAGUUUCUGGAAUUGCAAGCCCAGCAACAACAGAAAGCACGUGAGGAUGACGUAAAGGAAAAGCUACACCUGGAGCGGUUGGCGGAGCAGAGGCGCUCUGAUGAGACCUACAACUCGACGAUCCACAUCAACAAUGUUUCUAAAGCGGAGGAGUGCCGCCCGGUGCCCGUCCCCCCCUCUCUGCCUCCCCCCUCCAUGCCCAUCACCGUCAUCCCCAUCCCUGUGGUCACCCCCAACCCCGCAGGCUCCCCCACCCUGCCCGUCGCCGCGCUCUCCCCUCCGCCUGCCACCGUUCUGCCGCGCUCUCCACAACCCAAACCCGACCACCCUGCCUCUGUGCUGACCGCCAACCACAAGCAGCUGAUGCAGAACCACCACCACCACCAUCAUCACCACCAACAGCUCAUCGCCCAAACUAACAAUACUAAACUCCAGCAGCAGACGCACCAGCAGCUGGUUCAGCGCUACCCCGGCUCCAUCGUCUCGCUGCCCCAGCAACACGCCUUACUCCCUCAGCCGGGCCCCGUCGUCCAGCAGGCCCCUCUACAGAACGGGCCCCUCAGCCGGGGGAGUCCUCCAGAUGACGGCCGCCAGCUAGACAAGAAGAGGCCGGGAGGGGCAGGCACAAGAGAAGUGCAUAACAAGCUUGAGAAAAACAGACGAGCACAUUUGAAGGAGUGCUUUGAGACGCUGAAGAAGAACAUCCCCAACAUCGACGAGAAGAAGACCUCCAAUCUGAGCGUGCUGAGGAGUGCGCUGAGAUACAUCCAGACAUUGAAGCGGAAAGAAAAGGAGUACGAGCACGACAUGGAGCGACUUGCCAGAGAGAAGAUAGCCACGCAGCAGCGAUUAGCAGAGCUGAAGAACGAGCUGAGCCAGUGGAUGGAUGUGAUUGAAAUCGACCGUGUCCUCCGACAGACGGUACAGCCGGAGGAGGACCAGGCUUCCACCUCAACCGCCUCAGAAGGUGAAGACAUAAUGGAGGAUGACCUGGAAGAUGAGACUACGCCGAGAGCGCAGACUGCCUUACCCACCGUGCCUCAAACCAUGAAACCUGAGCUGCGUAAGACUGCAAUACCUACUCAGGCCCCGACCCUGACACCCGCCACUACCUCCUUCAUCACCCAACACAUCUCCAUCCAGCACAAAGUCCCUCUGCACCAGCCUCAGCUGCACCCGCUGACGGUGACUCCUCAUCAGCCGGUGUCCAAGCCUGCAGCCCCACUGGCACUCGCAACAUCCAGCACUCGCAUCGGCCCCGGUCAGCCCUUGAUCCCCACCCACACACAUAUGGUGACCGCCUCCAGCUUACACCCCACAGUCAUUGCCCACGCUUCAGUGUCUCACCCCUCAGUCAUCCAAGCGGUCAACCACGUCAUCCAGGGAGGGGGUCAUAAACACAUCGCCCACCUGGCUCCAUCCACUACCACCAGCAGUGUCCAGUUGGCCCCCGGCCACCAACCCAUCGGCCACAUCACCGUGCACCCGGUGACUCACCUGAGCCAGCAUCUACCGGCCCUCUACCCCCAACCGGUGGCCGUCACACAGUCGGCCAUGGUCGGUCACAUCACCCACACGCUGAACCACGCCCACCCGCACAUGAACGGCACUGCGACUAGCCAACCAGCUGCCACCAUUGUCGGCAAGCAGACAGCAGUGAGCACCCAAAUGGUGACCCACCACCCACAGCUGGUGGGUCAGACGGUGCUCAACCCCGUGACAAUGGUGACCAUGCCCUCCUUCCCCAUCAGCACUCUGAAGCUGGCUUGAACACGGCCAACAGGACCACCAAGGCUGGGAGACGGAGACGCCCCUCGAUAGGGGAGAACCACAGGCCUCAGACCAGGCCACCGACGCGCCCAAAGUGAGGGCAGGAGAGCUGCUGGACACCUCUGAUCCAGAGUUUCACUAUCAUCAAGAAGCAUCGCAGCUGAUAUAAAGCCAGGAACAUUCCUUCAACGAAACCUCUUUCCAUACUAGUCCACCACGGUGUCCUGAAAUCUUGAAUUUAGGACAUGGCUGAAAAUCAUCGUGUGUGUGUGUGUGUGUGUGUGUGUGUGGCAAUAUAUGGGCAGAUGAUUAGACCCUCACUUGCAGAUAAUGGAGCAGCAUUUAUUUUCACAUGAGCUUUUGCAGAAACUGCUUCAUAGAGGGAAAUGUUGCUACGCAAGUACCGUAUCCAUGUGGGCACCCUGUUACAGCGUUCAUAAAGGUACUGGCUCCCCGUUAUCACUGUGACUGCUGCGGAUUAAACCAACAGCAGAUCAUGUAGUCGAGAGGCGACACUGGGCUGUGAAGCCUGUGACGUGUAGGAUCAGAGUGCUAGACCCACCAUAACCAGCACGUUGGGAAUGUGAUUUAGAGGAGCUCCUCCUCUCCAGCAGAAGGCUGCAGGGCUGGAGCCAAAUCACGGACUGGACUGCAUCCUGAGCAGACGCUGCAGUCCUCAGUGACUGCGCAUACAGCAAUAGCGCGCCCUGCUGGCUGCAUGUGUUCAGUUUAAUACUACUAUCCCUGUGACAAUGGAAAGAAAAAACACUUCCAGUUAAGUAUAAUGCCGAUGGAUAUCUUUAAAAAACAGAAUAUGCCGUUUUGUCAGGGUUUGGUUUUUAGUGUUGGACACUCAAAUUGUUACUUAUCUGUAGUAUUUGUCCUUCAAACUUACUGGCGGCUGUUCACAAGUUAAAGGAUGAACUUAUGUUUUUGUCACAGCUGCUAAUUUCUUUUUAAAUAUUUCUGCCAAAUAAUCCGUUUUUAGAUGCCCCCUAAAUGUAAACACAACACAGUAGUGUGUUUAAAUACUAAACGUGUGAGAUACCGUCUCUGAUGCUUACAAGGUAGGUGUGGGGGGGGGGGGGGGGGGGGGGGGGGGUGGUGGUGGAGUUGAGUGUUCAGAAGUUUUGAAUGUGAAUACGUAAAAAAAACAAAAAACAGGUCCAUACAAUGUAGUUACGUGUGUUUCUUUGCUGUCUUGCAAGGCAAAUGGUCGUAGGAUGUGUGUUUGCAUGCUGUGAAAGCAUGCCAUGACUGUUGAUUAGUGAUGAUCUUGAAAGCAAAGGAGCCAUAUAGCGGUGCCGUCUGUCGUGCUUUGCGGACUUCGACAAGUUGUAGUAGGAAUGUUGGAUUGUUUUGCUCAGAGUUGAAGCUCUGUUCAUUCAUAACGCGUUUGGAUCGGCAUAGAGUGAUCUCAACAGCUGGCAUAAAUCCAAUCAGUGUGUGUUUUUUUUUUUUUGUUUUUUUUCAAGAUUAUCCUUUUCCAAAGCUAGCACUGUGAACAUUUAUAUAGUCUCAAUGAGCAGCGGUUUAGCGUAUCACUUGCUAGAACAGCAACAUGCGGAGUUCCCCUUGUUUAACCUGAAUGUACUGAUCUAUGAAAGGAUGUGGAGUAGUGCGCUCAGCAGAAGUUAAGCCCUCCCCUUUUUUUAAAAAGAAAAAUGCGAUUACUUUAAAGUAUCUUGUGUAUGUAAAGUGUAACAUUUAAUACUGAUUUUGUAUUUUUAAGAGUUACUGUUGCUUGUUUCAUCUGGAGAAUAGCUUUUUAUGUUCAGACUAAUUGAUAUUGGUAUUUGACAAUAUAGUUUUUUUUCAACUGGGACCAUGUACAGUGGUGUAUAUCAGGGGGCGGCGACUACACAGACCUCGUCCCACCUUUAUUAGCUGUGGAAAGUAUUCUCCCCGUAAUUGUUUUUUUAUUUUGUUCUGAUGCAAUAUGAUUGAAGCAGGGACUCUUCAUUUUAUUUUUGACUAAAUAAUUGCAGAGAUAAAGUAAUGCUUUUUUUCACCCUCAUUUUAUGCAAAUGAUAUCGAACAAAUCAUAUUGUAGCAAAACAAAAUGUGUACAAAUGAACAGGGAUUCGAUACUUGAAGAAGCAACGAUAUACUUGUGUGUUUUCCCUAUGGAGAAAGUUUAAGUUGUAUAUAGCCUGUAAAUGUUGGGCUGCAUUUAGAUCUAACUAUCAUGUAAACAGCUGGGAAAAAUAUGUAAAAUUAGAAAUUUAUAAAAAAAUAUACUUAAUAAAUUGUAUCAUGUUUACAAAUGUCUGGAGCCGCCUUUUUGUUGUUUUUAACAAAACGUGUUUUUUUUUGGUAUUGCAGCAAUACAAAGUGAUUAUUUUUACCGUUAUUUAUGGCUGCAGUUAACCAUUAGGUUAAUUAUCAGUUAAUCAGGCGAUCAUUUUCUUGAUUCAUCGUUUGAGAAACUAAAAGGACAUUUUUCACUUUUUAAUAUUUUUUUUUAAAGGGAGUUUAAGAUGACCUCUUCAAAUGUCUUGUUUUUGUCCAACCAACACCCAAAGAUAUUACGUUUACAGUUAUAGUAUAUCAUUAAAAU
Molecule: messenger RNA, 4748 nt
Organism: Anarrhichthys ocellatus (wolf-eel)
Lineage: Eukaryota; Metazoa; Chordata; Actinopteri; Perciformes; Anarhichadidae
Gene: mnta
Product: MAX network transcriptional repressor a
Exons: 6
Coding region: 389-2188 (599 amino acids)
Biological process (GO): regulation of transcription by RNA polymerase II
Molecular function (GO): protein dimerization activity; DNA-binding transcription factor activity, RNA polymerase II-specific; RNA polymerase II cis-regulatory region sequence-specific DNA binding
Source: RefSeq, a predicted model, not a curated record